AUGGAUUUGUCCGACUGCUCCCAGACUUCCCGUUACUUCCCUGGGUGGAAAAAACGCUACUGCAUUUGGUCAACACCUGCCAUUAGAAAGGCUCUUACCAUGAGUCAUUUAAAAUUUAUUAAAGGUGUAGGAGGUGUCGGCUUGGGAGCAGCAGCAGCUCUAUAUUUUGCGAGUUCAUGCGCAUUUGGCCAGGUCCAGAUUGAAAAUCAAAUAAUUAACCCACAAAUUGUUAUAGGGAUCAACGGUUGGCUUCCAGGCUUGACGAGCUUACAAACCAAUAUGAAUAAUGCUUUUGGGACUUAUAUUCGUGCUGAAUCGCAACGAAUCUUACUUUUACACGGAACAUCCAAUGAUGUAGUUCCCUCCGAGUUUGUAUACAAAUGUGUGGAUUCCCUUCGAACAAAUCUAUUCCCAACCAUGUUCAAACAAUGUGGAGGCGAUCAUGUGAUGACUCAGAUACGUCUUUGGCUCACACAAACCAUUGGACUCUAA
This is a messenger RNA of Raphanus sativus (radish), 492 nucleotides long. RefSeq lists its product as uncharacterized. The coding region runs from base 1 to 492 and encodes 163 amino acids. The record is from RefSeq and is a predicted model, not a curated record. The transcript is spliced from 6 exons. NCBI's taxonomy places the organism in Eukaryota, Viridiplantae, Streptophyta, Magnoliopsida, Brassicales, Brassicaceae.